Molecule: messenger RNA, 1785 nt
Organism: Anastrepha ludens (Mexican fruit fly)
Lineage: Eukaryota; Metazoa; Arthropoda; Insecta; Diptera; Tephritidae
Gene: ZnT63C
Product: proton-coupled zinc antiporter SLC30A1
Exons: 11
Coding region: 340-1656 (438 amino acids)
Biological process (GO): zinc ion transmembrane transport; intracellular zinc ion homeostasis; detoxification of zinc ion
Cellular component (GO): membrane
Molecular function (GO): zinc ion transmembrane transporter activity
Source: RefSeq, a predicted model, not a curated record
GAUUUUGACAUUUCCAGUUGAUUCAGUAGCAUUGACAAGUACUCAUAUAUAUUUAGUAUAUAGAUAUUUCGUUUUUACUCGAGGUGAUGGCAAAAGUUUCGUGCUUGCAUUUAAGUAUUUAUUAUCGUUUGAUUGCGUCGGGUGAUGAAUAUUAAACAAGAAUACAGUCUAUUUAAGUAAACUAGUGUAGCAUUAACAGUUUACAUUGCUGACGGGAAAGGAGAAACUUUGUGUUAUAAACACUAUUGAAUUUUAAUUUUAGGUUGCAAAAUUUCUCGGCAAAUAGUUUUUACUUACGAUUUAUUAGAAAGAAGAAAUCAAUAAGUUUGAAUUGACGAAAUGUCUAAAUAUUCAGGAAAAAAAUGUCGUUUGCUUUCAAUGAUGUGGUUGACUGCAUUUUUCUUUUUCGUGGAAAUUGUAGUUGGCUAUGUAACAAAUUCGAUGGCGUUGGUAGCAGACAGUUUCCAUAUGCUAGGUGACAUCGCAGCACUUGUCAUAUCAUUUCUAUCCGUAAAAAUGUCCCCGAAAAAGUGGUCUAAAAAUACAUUUGGCUGGGCACGAGCAGAAGUUUUAGGUGCGCUGGUGAACGCUGUUUUCUUAGUGGCUUUGUGUUUUAGCAUUACCAUAGAGGCUUGUAAAAGGUUUAUAGAAGAAGAAGAAAUCCAUGAGCCAAAACUCUUAGUGAUAGUGGGCUGCCUUGGUUUAUUAGUAAAUGUCAUAGGAUUGUGCUUGCUUUACGAGCAUGGCGGUCACCACGGCCACUCACAUGGUGGAGGUCUUACGAGAAAUCACAGCAGGCUUACAGAACUAGCAAAUAUAGAUGAUGGCGAAGGUGAGCCCGUGGACUUUGCUUAUGAAAAGGAGAAAAAACCAAUGAAGAAAUUAAAUCAUGGCCACAGUCACGAUCCAGGCCAUAUGAAUAUGCGUGGCGCAUUUUUACAUGUAUUGAGCGACGCGUUGGGUAGUAUCAUUGUGGUGAUUAGUGCUUUGGUUGUGUGGCUGACUGACUGGAAAUAUCGAUUCUAUAUGGAUCCAGCUCUUUCCAUCGUUUUGGUUUGCUUAAUUUUGCAUUCUGUUUGGCCGCUCCUACGAGAAUCGGCAUUAAUAUUGCUACAAACUGUGCCAACUCAUAUCCAAGUCGACGCCAUCCAAAAACGUCUGUUAGAAAAAGUUGAUGGCGUUUUGGCUGUUCAUGAAUUUCACGUCUGGCAAUUGGCUGGAGACCGUAUAAUUGCUUCAGCUCACAUAAGGUGCCGCAACCUUUCGGAAUAUAUGAAAAUCGCGGAAAAGGUUAAAGAAUUUUUCCACAAUGAAGGUAUACAUUCGACAACAAUACAACCCGAGUUUGUCGAAAUAGAAGGUUGCAACAUGUCCGAUGGCACGUCCAGUCUGAAUAUGAGCGGCUCCGAUUGUGCAUUAGAUUGUCCAAGUACAGCGGAGGGAUGCGUCAAAGCGACUUGUUGCCAAAAUAAUAGCAAAUUGAAUCAGGUGCCCUCACCGACGAAUUCUCCCUACACUUGCCGCCAAAGGAACUCAAAAAAUCCCAAUGAUGUUGAAGCAGGAUCUUCACUUUUGGAGUGUUUAGCCAGCACAUCAAAUUCAGUUAAUAACGGGAAUUCAGAAUCUGGUCCAGUUAUAAAUGGAGAAGUGGUGUGACAGCUGCACCUUUUACAUAUGUGACGAAAAUAACAACAGAUCACGAGACGCACAAAAAAAUUAUCAUCUUUUUUACACUGUAACUUUAAAUACAAGUUAUGCCUGCAAAUUUGAAUGGCAUCAAAACUU